AGGGGAGAUCACUAGAUAUUGCGCAACAACAAAUCGACAGACGAUUUUUUUCUGAAGUCAAUCAAGGAUUUUGUUGCUAUAAAAUCAUUCAGUCAAUAAAUAUGCCUAGAAAAAAGCCUUAUAGUGGAAAACAAAAGAAGUUACAGUUACAAGAAAAGAGAAAAAGAAAACAAAGUGGUGAAAAUGACAGUGAUGAAGGGUCAAACCAUGAAGAAAAUGACAAAGUUGCAAGUUCAUCAAAAGUAGAGGAAGAUGUAUCUCAAGCACAACCAUUAUACCAACAGCCCAUCCAAUCAACCAAAUCUCUUGAUACAAACAGAUAUCGACUUCAAUUCCUGCAAGAAUCUAAUGCAAAAUUAAAGAAGAAAAGAGAAUUGGGAAGACAAAUUUUACAUCAUGUUUCAGAACUUGAACUUGAAGUAUGUGAGGAUGACAGUGAACCUUAUAUAGACAUAGCUAAGAGACCACCAUGGCAUUAUAAUUGUUCAACAGCAGAACUGCAGAAAACAGAAACUAAAUAUUUUCAGGAAUAUGUGGAAAAGAUCUUUGCUGAGCAUGAUAUAAAUAAACUGAGUUAUUUUGAGUUGAACUUGGAGACUUGGAGACAGUUAUGGAGAGUACUGGAGAUGUCAGAUAUUGUCUUAAUUAUAGUAGAUAUCAGAUAUCCUAUGCUCCAUUUUUCUCCUGCAUUAUAUAACCAUGUAGUAAAUGAUUUAGGAAAACAUGCAAUUUUAGUAUUAAAUAAAGUUGAUAUGGUGCCACCAGAACUGGUUAUAGCAUGGAAAGAGCAUUUCCUCCUAAAAUAUCCUAAACUACAUAUAGCUUGUUUUACAUCCUAUCCUAAAGAGGCAAUAACAAAUAUAGUACCUGGUAAAGCCAGAAAGAAAAGAAACAGAGGUGGAAGAUUUGCAAUAAAUAUGGGAGCUAGAGAAUUAUUGGAAAUCUGUGAAAGUAUUGUGCAGAAAAAGGUUGACCUGUCAUCCUGGAGACAUAAAAUUGAAUCUGAAAAUGAGGCUUCAGGAUUUAAUGAAGUUAUUAAUGAGAUCCAUGAAGAUACCAUAGAAUGUCCCUCUUCAGAAAAAUAUAAGAAUGGUAUGCUUACAAUUGGAUGCACAGGAAGCACUAUUAGAUAUCUCAGUGAUCCCCAUACAAAAACAUUAUUAUAUCCUGGUCUGGUUUUCCCAUCAAAAUGUGAUAAAGCUCUGCAGGUGUUGGCAGGCAUAUAUCCCAUCUCACAGGUACGAGAAGCUUUUAGUGCAGUAAGAUAUUUAUGUGAAAGAAUUAACGUUGUGAACAUCUUACACCUACAACAUCCUGAUCCUCCAUCAAAAGAAUGGUCUCCUUAUGAUAUAUGUGAAGCAUUUGCAAUAAAACGAGGAAUGAUAACAGCUAAGGCUGGAAGACCUGAUAUUCACAGAUCUGCAAAUUUAAUUCUACGUAUGGGAUUAGAUGGUCGGCUUUGUUUAGCAUUGAGGCCAUCAGGUUUUACACAAAAUAGAGAUAUUUGAAAGGAUCAUCAAGAAACUAGAGGAUUGAUUGAGAAAUUAUCUAAAUAUAGAUCAUCAGUGGAUGAAUCAUCUGAUGGCAGUGAAGGAGAAUUUGACAGUGAUAAAGAUGAAAAUGAAAAUGAAACAUCGUCAGAUGAAGAAGACAUUGAAAUGACAACUAAAAAUCCUUUUGCUUUAUUAUGUGAUGAUUAAAUACUUAAGUCAUUAUUUA
Mytilus californianus (California mussel) is the source of this 1719-nucleotide messenger RNA. RefSeq names its product guanine nucleotide-binding protein-like 1. Bases 102 to 1508 code for a protein of 468 amino acids. The record is from RefSeq and is a predicted model, not a curated record. The transcript is spliced from 13 exons. Gene Ontology annotation, molecular function: GTPase activity. Lineage: Eukaryota; Metazoa; Mollusca; Bivalvia; Mytilida; Mytilidae.